Molecule: messenger RNA, 2124 nt
Organism: Zophobas morio
Lineage: Eukaryota; Metazoa; Arthropoda; Insecta; Coleoptera; Tenebrionidae
Exons: 8
Coding region: 78-2042 (654 amino acids)
Source: RefSeq, a predicted model, not a curated record
AUAACUAACUGUUUUUAUAAAUAAUCCUCUUACUACAGUUCAUUAUCAAGCACAGUUUUCAAAUUUAAAGUGCAAAAAUGGGUCGUGCUGUCUUGCUUUUCUUGGUUAUCGCAUUCCUACCUUUUGUGGAGCCUGUUUCCUCGUUAACCGUUUUCGAUCUCAGUGCAACGAUAACUGAACUUACAAAGACUUUAUUCGAUACGUUUCUGACAGUAAGCGAUCUUACUGACAUAGUUGAUAUUGACACUAAAAAGGAAAAACUUUUAUUUUCGCGUUUGGAUACCAUCACAGUCCAGAUUGGAGAAAUCAGUCAGCGAAUUAAUCAAAUUGACGAAAAAAUUGAUGUCAUUUCACGGAUGUUAAAAAAUUUACGGAAAGCAAUUCAGUUAGAGUUAGUGUUACAUGAUAUCCGCAGUAAGCAAAUCUACCUGAAUACAUAUUACGGGACUAUGGAAAAAUAUAUCAGAGAUAUGGAGAAAUAUGAAAAUUCAACUUUGAUUAAUUUUGCUGAAGGAGUAGUAUCUGGUAAUCCUAGCUCGGUCCCGUUUUUAAUGGAAGCGGUAUAUCAACAAGUAAUAGCUCCUAAUUUCUUUCAUCAUUUUUUGAACCGUUUUGACCGCACAGACGACGAUCUUUUUUGCACAGAAAAACAAUCUGUUGCCCAGAUAAUACACAGUUUUAUGAAUGAACUACUCAUGAUGAAUCUGAAAAGUUACAUCGUUACAUAUACAUCUUACAUGAUCAAAAAAAUACACAAAAUUGGUGAUUUUAAUAAAGAGUUAGAGGAUCUUAACGAAGAAUUUCAAACAAGAACCAACAAUUUAGUGGUAACUAUUAAACCUCACAUGGAAACAGCUUCAUCGGAACUGUGGAGGUGUGACCCGAAAAAACAUGUAAAAGACGAAACUUACAUCGAGGUUACAAAUUUCCUCCACGGAAUCAUUUUAAACAAAGUAAAUUUAGAUCCAAACGAAAGAUGCAGUGAGGAAUGCGACGUUUUUACUUAUACAACAAAGUAUCAGUGUCAUGAUAAUAAGUGGUGUAAGCAUCAAACAACCUGCCCAAAAAUCAUCAAUUGUCACUACAUCGAUUCCUCGAUGGAGGUUUGUCGUUCCGAAGGCAUGUUUAAAACCAACAGAAGAUACGAUUACGUCAAAUUCGGAAACGGAAGACAUUUUGGAAGAAGCAAAACUUGCAGCAGAUCUAGAACAACUGGCUUGGAAACUUACCGAAACUGGUUGGUCUAUAAAUGCUCCUAUUGUUACUGUCUAUGUGAAGAAGGACCAAAAUUCUUUUCAGAAAGGUACAUCAACAUGCGUUUGACUGAGUCAAAUAAAACCGACAAUAAAGUUGUGACUGGUUUGCGCUUUGUCAAAAACCGCCAAGUCAUUCAUUUGCAAAUACAAGAAGGCACACUUCUUCCGUAUGGACAGAUUGAUCUUGACACCCUUCGGUGGGUCCCUGUUGAAGAUUAUAAAGUCACUAACAGCGUUUACCGUCCUGAUGUAGACUACUAUACCCUUAAGUGGGAGGAAAGAGAUUUCGAUUUAGCCGACAUUAUGGUUAAAGAAGGAAGUAUCGUGACAGGAGUUGCGUUUCGGAAAGUCGGUGCGCGUCUACAUUUGCAGGUUCAAGCAACUCCAUUCAAUUUCACAUCAGGUAAACUUAGAAACGCGUUUAGUGUUUUAGAAGAUGAUCCUGAUAUUCGUCGCAAACACAAAUUUGCAAAAGAAUUAAUACUUGAUAGGGUCGAUAUACCUAUUCGCUCUGAUUUACCUUCGGAUAAGUUUACAACGAAUAAAUAUGUAAAGUUUGUGAAUACUGGUUACGACAAAGAUGCUGGUCAAACGACGGUACCGUUCUUUGAUGCUCAACCUUUAGUAUCAGCAAUACCGGUACCGUUAAGAGGAGUUGGAGUCUUUCAUAAGGGAACUAAGGACUUCGGCGGAUUUAUUACCCCCAGAAUUUUCACUUAUAAUUUCACGAAGCAUUUACAGCCUAUUUUUCCUCAAGACACAAAGGAACGAUUACGCGUUGGUUAAUUUUAGUGUACAAAAUAUUUGUAUUGUGAUAUAAUCCUUACAAUAUUGGAUCAUUUAGGAUUAAGUAAAAUAUUUUUCUACA